This is a messenger RNA of Neltuma alba, 516 nucleotides long. Its product is annotated as protein NEN1-like. NCBI's taxonomy places the organism in Eukaryota, Viridiplantae, Streptophyta, Magnoliopsida, Fabales, Fabaceae. The transcript is spliced from 3 exons. Gene Ontology annotation, molecular function: 3'-5' exonuclease activity; nucleic acid binding. The coding region runs from base 58 to 516 and encodes 152 amino acids. The record is from RefSeq and is a predicted model, not a curated record.
CCACCAUUAAUUCUGCCCUUCCCUCCACAAUUUCCGAGCUUGCAUUCAUCAUCGUCGAUGGAUCACGCUGAAGAUCCACCCCCAAUUGUAUUUUUCGACGUUGAAACCAUCUACUCCACUUCUGUCAUCGUGGAGUUCGGAGCCAUCUUGGUUUGCCCCAAGACACUUAAGGAGCUCCGACAACCCUACUCCACCUUGGUCCGACCGGCCGACCCCUCCCUCAUCCCCCCAGUCUUCCAGCGUAGCAACGGAAUUAAUCGCGAUGCUCUUGCCGUUGCUCCUACUUUCGCCGACAUCGCCGAUACGGUUUACGAGCUUCUUCAUGAAAGGAUUUGGGCGGGUCAUAACAUCUUAAGAUUCGACUGUGUUCACAUCAGAAAGGCAUUUACUGAGAUGAAUCGGCCACCGCCGGAGCCGAGAGCUAUCAUUGACUCUCUGCCUUUGUUGACUGAAACAUUUGGAAGGAGAGCUGGUGACAUGAGGGCAUCCUUCCUAUGUACGGGGUUAGCUAUAUGA